UCAACCAUGGAGGGAGUAGGUAAGGAUUCAUGGUUGGUGAAGUUGGGACUUUUAUCUUCAAAUCCAGUCCACCGGAAUCUAUUGCCUCGGGGAGAAAAUCGCAGUCGCAAAGCUAGAGCGAAGAAAUGGAGAUCUUCUGGAGAGCGAUGGAACAGAUCAAUUGGUACACCGGAUUAUCGCCCACCGCCUUCUUCACCAUACUUGCCUCAAUGAUCUUCGUGUUUCAAAUGGUUUCCUCCAUGUUCGUUUCUCCAGAAGAGUUCAAUAAACCCCCAACUGUUCCUGUUUCUUCGUCUAACUCGGCCAAUUCGAAUUUGUUUGUUAACGAUACGGUCGCCGACGCCUCGCAAUCAGUCCAAGUAGGGCGAUUGACGGAGCAGCAGUUGAGGGCUUACGAUGGCUCCGAUCCGAAUAAGCCACUUCUUAUGGCUAUAAAGGGUCAAAUCUACGAUGUAUCUUCCGGCAGGACGUUUUAUGGUCCUGGUUCACCUUACUCCAUGUUCGUCGGGAAGGAUGCUAGCAGAGCCUUGGCUCUCUUGUCUUUUAAACCUGAAGACAUUAAUGGUAAUCUCGAAGGCCUGAAUGAAGAAGAGCUUGUAAUCUUGCAGGAUUGGGAAUACAAGUUCAUGGAAAAGUAUGUGAAGGUUGGGGAGCUCGUUUCAGAGGAGGCAUUGAAUGAGCGUUCUGAAAAUGGACACCAAAGUACCGACACCAAUCGAGAAGAAGAACCCAACAAAGAUCAAUAAGAAGGCGUUUAUUGCUUUCACCUUUCAUCAGGCUCAUCACUGAAAGUUCUUGACUUGAAUGUGCCUGUCCUUUGCCCUUCAAUCGGAUUGAUCACAUUGAAGUUAGAUAUCCUGCUACAUCUUGGCUACAUUUUUGGUUUUGUAUAUUACUUCACACGAAAA
This is a messenger RNA of Cucurbita maxima (winter squash), 908 nucleotides long. Its product is annotated as membrane steroid-binding protein 2-like. The record is from RefSeq and is a predicted model, not a curated record. Gene Ontology annotation, cellular component: membrane; endomembrane system. The coding region runs from base 126 to 746 and encodes 206 amino acids. The transcript is spliced from 2 exons. NCBI's taxonomy places the organism in Eukaryota, Viridiplantae, Streptophyta, Magnoliopsida, Cucurbitales, Cucurbitaceae.